CAUUGCUGUUACUAGAGUUGUUGUUUUCAUAGAAGUGUGCUGUCAGAAUCCCUGUCGCUCGAGGUGUUCAGCGACACCGACUCCUAACUCUUUUUUGAACAAGGAUUACCAUUGCCUCUGUUGUGGAGGAAGGCAUGGACGACGACGACCCAGAGCGGAUAGUCCCGUCUGGGAGGCCGGAGGGACAGCGCACUGUGAGUGCUCCAUCGUCGACACUAGGCCCAGGCCUGGCUUCAGCUGGCGUUGGGCAGCAGCAGCAGCAGCACGGGCACCCUCAGGCCCCCCACCCACAGGCCCACCCUCAGGCCCAUCAGCACCCACCCUCUCAAGCAACCCACACUCAAAGCGUACCUGCAGCCACCACCGCCACCUCCUCCUCAGCCCUUGGCACCAACAAGCAGCACACCCUCGCCAGAAGCAUGUCACGCAAGGAACAAGUCAAAGCGGCAGCAGAAGAGUCAAAAAAAUAUGUGAAGAAGGAGACGCGAGAAUUCUUUGGACUGGACGAGGCCUGUGAGGAGGGCCAGCGACUGCGAUGGCAGGAAAAGCGCAAGCGCCUGGCUAGUCGCAAGUAUGGCCAGCUCAAGGACCACAGCAACACUACCCACCACACACUGUCUUUCACCAGUGACUUCCACGCCUUACCAGAGCUUCAGGAGGGAGCAGCCAGUGGCUUAUCAGACUCCGUAGAUGGAGCGACCUGGCCCCAGCCUCCCCAUCGCGGGAAGGACUCCGUCGCCAAGAUGACCUGGGACGGCCUCUCCUUCGUUGCAGCUACGCUAGCGAAACGAAGAGCGAAGAGUCAGAUCUCGGGGACAGCGGGUGGAAGGUCCAAGAGUCGCAGUUAUGCUCCAUCAUCCAUGUCGGUUCCAGACGAUGUGUUCGACGAGCCGGAUGUAUCCCCAACCACAACUGCAACCACUACCACCACCACAGCACCCACCUUGCGACCCACUCCCCCUGUGGAUCACUAUACGAUGGAGUCACUAUCAGAUGAGGUGUUUUUUGACAGCAAAGUAGCAGGGAGUGCAGAAGCAGUUACUGGAGCCACAAGCUAUGACAGUAGUAAAGAAGUGGGAGGGGCAAGGUACCACCCGAGUGUUCAAGAGUGGCAGCGGCCUCCUGUUCAAGUCUCUGACUCAGUCGAUGCUAGCGGACGAUCGAGUGCUCAUAUUGGUCGCUCUCGCAUAUGGAAUCGAAUUUUAGACAGCUGUUUUGAUAACUCAGACAGGAGAGAGUAUGGAAGAGGCAUUGCUGGCCAGAUAUUCAGGAGGACUUUCAAGGAAAGCGUCAGGAAAGAAAAAGAUAUCAAAAAGCAGUUGGACGAGAUGAGUGACUACCGGCCAUACUUUACUUGGUGGGUCACAACAGUCCAGACUUUCAUCCUCCUCCUCUCCAUCACAUGCUAUGGCUUGGCACCACGUGGCUUCUCACGGCAGCAGCAGUCAGGGCAGGUCCUGAUGGCGAGUUUAUCAAUCCAGACAGUUGGUUAUUGGGAGCAGUCUAAUUUCUGGAUUGGCCCAAGACCGGCGGACUUGAUACACUUGGGAGCGAAGUUCGCCCCUUGCAUGAGAAAGGAUGAAAAGAUAUUCAGACACAUAGAAGAACAGCGGCGGGCAGAGAGAGAAACGGGGUGUUGCAUACGGAAUGACCAAUCAGGAUGCGUACAGUCAUCGCGGAGAGAAUGUUCGAAUCGCUUGUCUGUGUGGAAGAAGUGGAGUGAGUUAGCCAAGGGGCCGGAUGGUCGCCUCUCAGGCUCUGUUUGUGGCCAGGAUCCCAACUACUGCAAGGAGCCAGCGUCAGUUCCCCCGCACGAAUGGCCGGAUGACAUAACGCGCUGGCCCAUCUGCCGGAAAAGAAUUGCAGGCGUCAAGAAGAUCCAUCCGGCGGAACACAUGGCAUGUGAGGUCAUUGGCCACCCUUGCUGCAUUGGCAUCCAUGGGGAGUGCCGCAUGACCACACGCGAGUACUGUAAUUUUGUGCGCGGCUACUUCCAUGAAGAGGCUACGCUUUGCUCUCAGGUCUCCUGCUUGAACAACGUGUGCGGUAUGAUACCGUUCCACAACCCAGAUGUUCCAGACCAGUUUUAUAGAUUGUGGACAUCUUUAUUUAUUCAUGCAGGAGUUCUCCACCUGCUUAUCACAGUAGUGUUACAAUACUACCUGAUGAGAGACAUGGAGAAGCUGGCAGGACCGGUGCGCAUUGGGGUCAUCUACGUGGUGUCAGGCAUCGCGGGCAACCUAGCGUCAGCCAUCUUUGUCCCCUACCGGGCAGAAGUGGGUCCUUCAGGCUCCCAGUUUGGGCUGCUGGCAUGUGUGUUUGUGGAAUUCAUCAACUCAUGGCAGAUGAUGAGAAAUCCUUGGAGGGUUUUAGGCAAACUGGUGGUCAUGACAUUGACGCUCUUCUUGGUGGGGCUCUUACCGUGGGUAGAUAAUUAUGCUCACAUAUUUGGCUUCAUCUUCGGGUUCCUGCUCUCUUACGCACUGCUGCCGUUUGUGUCAUUCGGUCCGUACGACAAGCGGCGGAAGGUGCUGCUCAUCUGGGUGUGUCUGGUGGCCGUGGUGGUGAUGCUCACAGCACUAAUAAUACUCUUCUAUGUCACGCCCAUAUACGAGUGCAAGGUAUGCGAGUACCUUAAUUGCAUCCCUCUAACACGGGACUUCUGUGCAGAGCAGAACAUCCAUUUCGACCAAAAGAUGGAUAUGAUAUGAGAGGCUGAUGCUCCUGUCACAGGAUGUUCCUGUCGACAGAAUCAGCUGUCAGUCAACGGUCACCGACGUGCCAACAUUUCUAGUAAUAUAACCAGUGUAAUUAUUACCGUAUGUUAUACAAGUGAUCACUGCUGUUAUGGUCAUUUUCUAGUUUCAUACUCGGGGAAAUAUGGGAUUUACCAGCGCCUAUUUUGGCCCAUGUGUUUUAAGGGCCAAAUUAGAAUUGGUCAGAUAUACAAAUUAGCAUUGACUAGCAAUGGACAAGAUUUUUAUACAUAUUUUCCCUUGUGAAUGUAACAAACCCGUAAUUUGUCUUUUAAUGCAUAUAUGCCUUAUCUGGUAAGGUUGAUUCCACAUGAGUGUAUUCAGUAUCACCUGUUAAUAACUUGUUAAAGAAAAAUAAACAUGAAUUAGCAUUAGAAGAAUUUUUGUUGCCAUCUUGUGAGGAACAUUACCAUGUUGUUAGAUUUCAUAUAUUACUCAAUGAAGAUGUUCAGGUAACAAAAUAACCUUUGUUUCCCAUUUCAUAUUUCUCAAAGCAGUGUGGAGCCUUUUUAUGCAUUUUGCAGGAAGCUAACUUGUGAAGAUGAACAUUCAAAUGCAGUUACAAGGACAUGUAAACUUGUCUUGUCCAAAGCUGUAGUUCAUGUUGGUUUGUGCACGGCCUGUCUUAAUAUAAUAGUAAUAAUAAUUAUCAUUAUGAUUAUUAUUAUUAUGAUUAUUAUUAUUAUAAUUAUUAUUAUUAUUAUUAUUAUUAUUGUUAUGAUUAUGAUUAUUAUUAUUACUGUCAUCAUCAUCAUCAUUAUUAUUAUUAGCUGUAGUUCAUGUUGGUUUGUGCACGGCCCGUCAUGGUGUUGCAGUUGGCCCUGCCAGCCAGCCCUGCCCGUCGCAUCGGGAACGCAGCACAGUGAGGAGGGACAGGCAGAUGACCUGCGACCCCUGGGACACAAUUCUGAAAUACCUCCUGAGGCGUACUUAAUGUGACAGCAGCUGCGAGCCCAGUUGUGCAGGCUCCUGGGGAAGGGGGAGGGGAAAGGGCAAGGGGACAAGGGGAAUGAGGGAACAGGAGGAAACCCCGCAGAUUACAGUCAAAAACAAAGGAAAUCGCUCAAGCUCCGUGGUGACAGAUCUCAUGUGGUCUUGCAUAAUUGUGGCCCAAGUGAAGAAAUGGAGAGUGAAAGAUGCUUCAAAGGUCCUCCAAAAGUCUUCAUCUCAUUUCUUAUAGUUCUUAUUUAUUAGCAUGGUCAUUAUAAUUGUCGUUGUUGUUAUUAUUAUUAUUAAUAUUAUUAUUAUAUUAUUAUUAUUAUUAUUAUUAUUAUU
Penaeus vannamei (Pacific white shrimp) is the source of this 4031-nucleotide messenger RNA. RefSeq names its product rhomboid-5 (gene rho-5). The record is from RefSeq and is a predicted model, not a curated record. Gene Ontology annotation, cellular component: endoplasmic reticulum membrane. NCBI's taxonomy places the organism in Eukaryota, Metazoa, Arthropoda, Malacostraca, Decapoda, Penaeidae. Gene Ontology annotation, biological process: regulation of protein secretion; regulation of epidermal growth factor receptor signaling pathway. Gene Ontology annotation, molecular function: serine-type endopeptidase activity.